Molecule: messenger RNA, 1069 nt
Organism: Lutzomyia longipalpis
Lineage: Eukaryota; Metazoa; Arthropoda; Insecta; Diptera; Psychodidae
Product: cuticle protein 12.5-like
Exons: 4
Coding region: 97-633 (178 amino acids)
Source: RefSeq, a predicted model, not a curated record
UUCAUUCGAAUUGUGUGAAUUUGAAAAAGCACACCUAAAGUUCCAAUUUUAAAACUUUUUUUCUAACUUUAUAAAAGUUUAUCCAACCAAGUCAAAAUGUUCAAGUUGGUCCUAGCUCUUUCCCUCCUUGUUGCCGCCGCAUCGGCUGGAUAUGCUGGCUAUGCUGGAUACCCAUAUGGACAUUCAUAUGGACAUUCAUAUGCUGCUUCAUAUGCUGCCCCAUAUGCCUAUGGAGCUCACUAUGCUGCCGCCCCAGCUGUUGCUGCCUACCAUGCCCCCGCCGUAGUUAAGACCGUUGCUGCCGCCCCUGUGGCUUACCACGCACCCGUUGCCUACCACGCACCCGCCGUCGUUAAGACCGUAGCUGCUGCCCCCGUAGCCUACCAUGCCCCAGUUGUCAAGGCUGUGGCUGCUCCUGUUGCCUACCAUGCUCCUCUUGCCACAUCUUACGCCAACACCUACAAGGUGUCUGUUAAGGCUCCAGUUGCCUAUGCUGCUCCAGCUGUUGUUGCUCACCAUGCUCCCCUCGCCGUAGCCCACGCCCCAGUGUACAGCUCAGCCUACCACGCCCCAGCCCUGACUUAUGCUGCCCACGCUGCUCCCCUGACGGUCGCUCAUGGUUACUACCACUAAAUAGCUAUAUGUAUAUAUAUGGACUGGAGGCGCACAACAAUUUAAGAAAAAGAUCACAUAAGGAACCUCUUGAGAUAUCAUAAUUUAUUUUUGUAAUAUUGUGAAAACGCUCAUUUUUUGUUUAAAAAAAACUAACCAUCUGCUGACGGGUGAAACAUGAGAGGGUUUGUCGGGAGGAUUCAACUCCAAGAAAAAAGACGCCACAAACUCCAAUCACAACGAAAUGAGUUGCAAUGAAAAAAAAUCGUUGUAAAUAUAUUGCCAUUUUUUAUAUUAAAAGAAGACAGAAAAAAAGCCACAAAGAGAGUGAGGGAGAGUCUAGCAAUGGACUGAAAAAGUCUCCAUAAAAAAAUGCAUCGAUUGUACAAUGUACUUAGAAUGAUUACCAGAGAAGAUGAAAAAAAAAGAUAAAUAAAAUCGGUUCUCUUGCAGAAAA